GCUACAAAUCAGCGAAUCUCUGCUACAAAUCUGGUCGCCGGAGCUCGAAUAUUCAACGUCCAACGUCAGACCAACUUCACCGCGGUCUGUUACAUAAUCUUUUUUCUCGUUUCAAAACGUCUCCUCGGGAGCUCUUGAACGCUGCCCGUUGAGUCACGCUGCCAACACUGAACAGUGAUUGGCUGGUUCAGUGUAAACACCCGCGAUGGCGACCGCCUCGCGCUGCUCUCGUGGGAAGUACAGCUGAAGCAGUUAGCCAGAGCUCUGUGAAAAUGACAUGUGUUCAUGUGUAUCUGCCGCUAUGUUUGUUUUUAGUAUCGUUACGCCAAACACUCGGGGCUGAAGUCGCUUUGUGGAAUAUACAAAUCGACGCUAAUUCGCCAAAAAAUGCCAUUUUUCGUAAGACUUUGUAUUCCAACACCACUAUCUUCAUGAAGUUUGAUGGAGAUUUGGCAGCAUGUAACCAGAAAAAAAUGACUUUUAAUGUUAGUUGGUAUCUGCGCUCAUCUUUCUGCUACAAUGAAGUAUUCAGCACCCCUGACAGUGCAGCAGAGGCCAUGUUUGGUUUGGAUCACAUGCUAAAGGAUGACUGGAGCGGCUUCUAUAGCCAAGGCUACAUCUACUUUGACAACUGUUCUGCUCUCUUCACCCCUAAGAUUUAUUAUAAAGAAUUUCAGCCAUUUCUGUCUCUCAGUCCUCAAGGUGGCAAGAAUAUAAACCAAACCAGAAAUAUAUGGGAAGAAAAACCAUAUAUAAAUGCAGUUGCCAGAUCAUGGUCAGACAGUCCCUACAUGUUUAUUGUGAGGCUCCAAACACAACAACAUCCAGAGGCCAGUAGAGGGCGCAGAGAGACGGGGGUACAGGAUGCAACCAGCGAGUCUAAGGACCAUUUAUUUAUUACAAUGACUGUGGAAAUGAAGGGUUCUCACGAGUACUCCUCACCUGCUGACUGGCCUUUAAUGAUGUUCUUUAUGACUAUGUGCAUCGUGUAUGUGUUUUUCGGAGCUCUGUGGCUUCUCUGGCUAGCCUGUUAUUGGCGUGACCUUCUCAGGAUCCAGUUUUGGAUUGGCGCUGUAAUCAUCUUGGGCAUGUUGGAGAAGGCAGUGUUUUACUCUGAGUAUCAAAGCAUCAGAUACAACGGCGCUUACAACCAGAGUGCUGUUAUCUUUGCUGAACUGCUGUCUGCACUGAAAAGAUCCCUAGCUCGGAUCCUCCUGAUCAUAGUCAGUCUGGGUUAUGGUAUUGUAAAACCCAGGUUAGGGACAACAGUACCGAGGCUGGUGGCUGUAGGGUUGAUUUAUCUGAUCUUUUCUUCUGUUGAGGGCGUCCUCAGGGUAACUGGGAGUUUCUAUGGCACAGUCGCUCUUAUUGCCAGUCUUACUCUCUCUCUCACUGAUUCCUGUGUCAUAUGGUGGGUUUUUAUCAGUCUGUCUCAAACGAUUCGGCUCCUGAAGCUGCGCAGAAAUGUGGUGAAGCUCUCAUUAUACCGGCACUUCACCAACACACUCAUCUUCUCUGUUCUGGCUUCAAUCAUAUUCCUCAUAUGGACAACCAGACAAUUCAAGUUUGUGGACUGUCAGUCAGGCUGGAGAGACCUGUGGGUGGAUGAUGCUUUCUGGAGGCUGCUCUUCUCCACCAUCCUGCUAGUCAUCAUGGUGCUGCUUCGACCCUCUGUCAAUAGUCAAAGAUUUUCUCAUUCUUCACUUAUUGAUGAUGAUGAUGACGAUGAUGAUGAUGAAGAGGCCAAGGAACCUAUGCUAGAUGAAGCCUUUGAGGGAAUGAAAAUGAGAGGAGCAAAGUCUGAUGCAAACAGCAGUCAGAAAGCAAGCAAAGAGAGCUGCCAAGAUGAAGACCUAAAAUGGGUUGAAGAGAACAUUCCUACGAGUGUAGUUGAUGUAGCUUUACCUGUGAUGUUGGAUGACGAAGAGGAACUUCUCAAAACCAAGAUUGAGAGGUCCAAAAUGGAAUAGAACAGUAGCAAAAGAAACAUUAUUGGUAUUUCAUCAGCAUAGCUAAGAACUUUUAUCAAAAAUAUAAAAUGUGAUUUAAUUAAGACCAAUGACUAUAAACAAAUAUUUAUAUUUUAUUUAUAUGAGGGCAAAAAAGUGGAAACAGGUCUUAAACCAAGCUGUGGAACUUAAAAUAAAGGUUCUGGAAAUUCUGAUUAAUAAUUUGUAAUUUUGCCAUUUACAUUGUGCAUCUUUAGACAUGCACUGAUGGUUUAACUGGGACAUUAUUAGAAAAUUUGUCUUUUACUGAUCACCUUUAUGCCCAUGAGUGCUCAGUUAUGAAGGAUGCUAUUAAUAACUGUUGAACCUGCUCCUAUGACACUGUCCUCAUAGUGAAAUAUUUUGCUCCUUUUUCAUAUUUUACCUCUCACUCAGGCAUAUACAUGUACUUCAAAGCUGAAGUGUCGCAGUUAAUACAGCUAAUGGAAAUACUACUGAUAGUAACAACAAAUUGCAAUAAUUAAUUAGAGAUUAAAGAAGUUUAUUUGAAAAAAUAUUUAUUAUUAUUAUUAUUAUUAUUAUUAUUGUAGUAAUCUACUAGAGAUAGGUUUCCUACAUGGGCAAGAAUAGCACAAAGUACUUAAAAUAAUAUGACUUCUGUUGGACUCCGUAGCUAGCAACACUCCACUUAUAUGUUCAUAGAUGAGUUUAAAUCUUGUAUGAGUUUAAAAAGUGCACAAGAUGCUCACGAAUUGCCUUCCAUGUUUAGCUGCAGUUCAGGUAAUCUGAAAUGGCAGCUGAUAAUGCCGAUUAAGCUGGUUAUUAAUUUAGCAACAAACAAAAAAAAAGCUUAUAUAGAGAUAUUUUUUACACAACUGAAGACCAUUGUUUUGUGUUAUUUGUCUAUAUGGACUUUUUUAUAUUUGUAUUGCCUUAACUGCAAACAGGUGACAAAUGAAAGUACAAUAAUAAACAACAUUAUUGGUCUUACCGUUCUUACGUGUGAACAUAUUGUCCACUAACUUUCUCAGUUAUCCAAAGAACAGCUGGAAACCCUAUUGGCUGAUGUGUUUUAGAUACUGUGGAUCUAAAUGCAGAUGUUUGUGACUGUAAGAUUGUGUAACCUGUACUUCAAUAUUGAAUCUUCUUAAAAUGUCUAAGUUUGACUUUUUUUCUUGCCAUGUUGAUUUAAACUUAAGGUGAGUUUGGCAUACUCAGCACUUUUUACAUGCCACAAAGCAGGGUAACAUGUAAAAAAAAACA
This is a messenger RNA of Clarias gariepinus (North African catfish), 3212 nucleotides long. Its product is annotated as transmembrane protein 87A-like. Gene Ontology annotation, biological process: retrograde transport, endosome to Golgi. The record is from RefSeq and is a predicted model, not a curated record. Lineage: Eukaryota; Metazoa; Chordata; Actinopteri; Siluriformes; Clariidae. Gene Ontology annotation, cellular component: Golgi cisterna membrane; Golgi apparatus. The coding region runs from base 273 to 1970 and encodes 565 amino acids. The transcript has 20 exons.